Choloepus didactylus (southern two-toed sloth) is the source of this 5469-nucleotide messenger RNA. It is a transcript of the gene TIA1, whose product is annotated as TIA1 cytotoxic granule associated RNA binding protein. The record is from RefSeq and is a predicted model, not a curated record. The transcript has 8 exons. Gene Ontology annotation, molecular function: mRNA binding. NCBI's taxonomy places the organism in Eukaryota, Metazoa, Chordata, Mammalia, Pilosa, Megalonychidae. Bases 2198 to 2938 code for a protein of 246 amino acids.
GAAAAUGAUUUUAUUGUGAAUUUUGGACAUUAAUUUUAACACUUGGAUAUAAUGUAUUUCAUUGUUUAUUAUUUUCCCAUUGAUGAAUAAAUCUGUGGUCUUCAUUUAUUUUUAAAUCCUUUUCCAAUUAGCGUUAGUUUUAAAGAAACAAAUUUGCCAUUGUACAUAUUGUAGUUUCUUAAUAUAGGUGUUUUGCUAGCUUGGUGAUAAUCGUUAUUAAACUUUUGUGACUAAGGAAUUUAGAUCUCUGGGCACUUAUAUGAUACCAUGCAUUUUUGUAUUAAUAUGUUUUAACAAAAAGAAACCUUAAUGAUUCAAUCUGAAAAGCAGUUAUUAAAUGUCAUUUUCUCAGUCUCUGGCCUUUUUUUUUCCAAUUAACAGUAGUAGUGUGUCUUAGUAUUUUGUGAAGCACUGUCUUGCUUGCGUUUGUUAUUAAUCAUACAUUUUAGGCCCUUUGUAAAUAGCUCACUCAAGGUAGCAUUCAUCAUAGAACUUGCAUAUUUUGAAAAGCAUGCCAUAUUAGUGUAGGAACAACAAGUUGAUUAUAGUACUCUAUUAGAAGUUAUUGUUGGGUUUCUAGUUGCUUUUUUGUUGUUCCUGCUGUGUUCGUAAAAGGGAAAUGGUAGAUGUGGUUUGGUGACAAGGUGAGGAGACUGGAAAGUAGAUAAUAGUAUUGGUGAUGAAUUUCUGGGGUUUUUGUAUGAAGAUUUUUAGUUCCUUGGUAAGAGGCUUAUAUUACAAAGUAUAGUGGCCAGGGAAUGGCUGUGUAUAAGGGGUCAACUUAAAGGCAUUCACAAAAUUAGGUAUGAAUAGAUUGUUCCGUUAGGUGACAUUUUUCUUUGACUGUGAGAGCUAAAUAGGAAAAUAAGGAAGGUUUUAAUUUCUUGAUUGUUCCUUUUAAUCUGUUGUAAAUUUUGAUAAUGUUUAGUUUGUUUUCAAAUAUCUGGAGUCCUAACCUUUGUCCUCUCGAGGAUCCUAUAAUUUCUGUAAACAAAAUUUUGUUUUUACUUUCAUUUUGGUAUGGAGAGUCUUUUUAUGUUUCAUCCCAUUCUCAGAGUAGUCACAAGACCAUAAGAGGAUUAAGAAAUCUGAUCUAGAUCUUUGGCUUUUUUUCCUUAGAUUAUCUUUUCAGAAAAAUGUGCAAGAGUUGAAUGUAUUUCAAGGCUAACAUUUCCUAAAACUUAACUUGGAGAAGACAAAACCUUUCUAACAUUAACAGAUUAAGUAAGUUCUUAUUAAAUGCCUUCCUUUUGUUAGAAGUAGCUUUUCUGGAAGAGCUUUUAGUUUGGGAUUAGUUUGCAGAUUUUCUUAUGGUCAUCCAUGCUUAUUAAUGGUUGUUUUAUCUUGGAAGGCCUUUACAUUUUAUAAUUUUCAGUUGGGGUAAUGUAUAAUUUCUGAGUUAAUUUAGGCUAUUCACAAGAGUUUGCUUUCUUAAAUUUAAAAAACCGUUUGGUGGUUGAUAGCUUAUUUUCCUGAUUUGUUGUUGUUGUUGUUGUUGCUGAAGAUAAAAAGUUGGUAACUAUCUUGAAGUGUUCUGUGACAGUUAGAUACUCUCUGUAGAGUGCCUACAACAGUGCUUGGUUUAUGGAAGGUGGCCUAUUUAGUAUAAAAAUAUAAUGGUUCCUUCUUUUCAUGAUCCAUACUGUUUAAUUUCUUCCUGUUCCUUGAGUUUAGGGAAGUCUAGAAAAUUUUGGAAUAGAAGUGAAUCAGCUACCAAAUUAAAUGCAUGUGUACCAUACAGAUAAUUUAAUAAGUAUUUUUUUUACAUAUUGAGAAGUGACUUUCAUUUAUUUUCCUUUCACCAUCCCCUCUUUGUCAUUUUGACCCUAAACACUUAAUGAAUCACUUCUAAAUUGAUCUAAAGUAUGAUUAUGUAUACUUUAAUAUAAAAUUACAUUGCAUGGCUUUCUGACUUGGGUUUUUGUUGUGAAAGUGCCUGUUUUGUUCAUGUGUCCUGAGAGAACAAGCAUUGUGACAUACCUGGCUAACUUAAAAGCAGAUUGCCUGUGAAGCACAAUUUGAGUCCAAUUUUUUUGAGGUAUGGAGUUUUAGCUAUCAUGGCUGGGUUUUUACUCAAUCUCAAAUAAUAGGGCUCUGGUUAUUUUGCAGAGUGUCUCUGAAGAAUGGACAGAAUUGCCCUGGCUAACUACAAGCUACGGUUCACAGUGGAUAAAUAGAUGCCCGAGUGGUAAAAGACAUGGCAACAGGAAAGUCUAAGGGAUAUGGCUUUGUCUCCUUUUUCAACAAAUGGGAUGCUGAAAACGCCAUUCAACAGAUGGGUGGCCAGUGGCUUGGUGGAAGACAAAUCAGAACUAACUGGGCAACCCGAAAGCCUCCAGCUCCAAAGAGUACAUAUGAGUCAAACACCAAACAGUUAUCAUAUGAUGAGGUUGUAAAUCAGUCUAGUCCAAGCAACUGUACUGUAUACUGUGGAGGUGUUACUUCUGGGCUAACAGAACAACUAAUGCGUCAGACUUUUUCACCAUUUGGACAAAUUAUGGAAAUUCGAGUCUUUCCAGAUAAAGGAUAUUCAUUUGUUCGGUUCAGUUCCCAUGAAAGUGCAGCACAUGCAAUUGUUUCAGUUAAUGGUACUACCAUUGAAGGGCAUGUUGUGAAAUGCUAUUGGGGCAAAGAAACUCUUGAUAUGAUAAAUCCCGUGCAACAGCAGAAUCAAAUUGGAUAUCCACAAGCCUAUGGCCAGUGGGGCCAGUGGUAUGGAAAUACACAACAAAUUGGCCAGUAUAUGCCUAAUGGUUGGCAAGUUCCUGCAUAUGGAAUGUAUGGCCAAGCAUGGAACCAGCAGGGAUUUAACCAGACGCAGUCUUCUGCACCGUGGAUGGGUCCAAAUUACGGCGUGCAGCCGCCUCAAGGGCAGAACGGCAGCAUGUUGCCGAGCCAGCCUGCAGGGUAUCGUGUGGCAGGGUAUGAAACCCAGUGAGAAAGGACUCCAGAAUCUAAAGCCAGUGGCUUGAGGCUACAGGGAAUGUAGUAAAGCCGUUGUUUACUUAAAGAUUUAUCAAAUCAGUCAGUGCAAAUGUCAGAUACAAUGUAUUUAUUUAAAAGAUUCAUUUUUUAAUCAUGAAAUUACUUAUCAUCCACAUUGUUUUAAAAAGAAACAAGAUGCUGGAUGUCUGCCAAUUUUUGCCUUCAUUACCUUUUUUGAUAAAGUUUCUCAGAUCCUUGUUUCAAAUACAAAUGCAGGGAUUGCUGCCACUUUUUAAACAUUAAGAGGCAGAAAAUUGCACAAUGUUGAACUUUUCUCCACUAAAGUAGUGUUCAGUUCUAGUUUGCAUUCCUGAUAUGAUUUAAAACAUGUAAUAUAAAGAUGUAAAAAAAAAAAAAGAAAAACCAAAACUGUGCCAAGUCUAGGAGUCUUUGUAAUCUUCAGCUUGUGCACCAUUCUGUUUUAGGUUUUAAAAAAGUAGACAUUGUUCGAGCUGUCCCAUCUUCACCGUUAUCCCUUUGGGAUUUUUAAAUAUAAAUUAUUAGUUUACAUCAUUUUUGUAUCUACAUUUUUUUCACAAAUUUGUCUUGCCUUAUUAAAGUUCUGUAAAAUAUACUUAAAGGCAAAAAUGAUGUUCACUUAAAUUGAAAACUUUUCUCAGAUGGAUUGAUAAUUGCAUUCAUUUUGUGUUUUAUAAGAGAAGGUGCCUCAAGAAUUCCGUUGGAUCUGUUUAAAAGGAUUUUUAUCUUCUGUGAUAAAUUUUGCUGUGUACCAGGAAAUAUAAAAACAAACUUGUUAUAAAGAAAAUCUCUGAAAUGUGAUACAUUCUUAUGAACUCAUGUUAAUUUCCAUGUGUCAGCUUCUACAUUUACAUGUAUUAUUUCAUUAUGUAAAAUGUUUUAGCAAUUUAAUAUUUUGCACAGUUAGCAAACUUUGUCAUUUCCUUCUUACAAGUAUCAUGCAGAGCUGACAUGAGAUUUAUAGGAUUUUAAGUUGUUUGCAUGUGAAUAUCAAAUACACACUUUGAUAGUCUUUGAAUACAAAGUCAUCUGCUCUUGUUUUUCAAGAAUUUUGAGAAACAAAGUUGUAUGUAAAGGGAUAAAAUAAUUUUCCAUUUUGUAGUUAGAUUUACUCAAAAAGAGAAAAUCAACUUAAUUUUACUAUGUACAAAUGAUAGCUGUGAAACUGUAGAAUAUCCUGUGUCAGGCUUGGGGUUCAUUGCAAACCCCAAAAUUAGCCUGAAGGACCAGCCAGACAAAGCAUUUUUUAAAUGUUCAGAGGCCAAAACAAAAACUUAAAACCCUACCUCCUUAAACAGCCUUCAAAGAGGAGAAUCCUCAGUGCAAUCAUUAUUUUGAUUCUUUUGGUACCUGUUUUCCUGGAGUUUCCAAUUUUAUUAUUUUGGGGUGGCUCCAAGCAUUAAGAGGUUAAAUCUUUGAUGGCAUGUUCUAGUUUUUAAAUUUCUAGUGCAUUUCCGAGUCUUAGAAGAGAUGAGGCAUAUUUUGUUUUGUUUUCAGUGAAGGUCACAAACCUCCUUCCUCUACUCACAAAGGGGAAAGGGACUCCAGUAUACAUAUUUGGAUGGUUGGUUGUUUUUAAGACUUCAGAGAACUCCCACUGUUUUAUUUAGGAACAGAAAAGGCCUGCAAAAUCGUCGUUUCCUGGUCUGUAGCUACCAGGUAGGAGCAGAUGACUCUAAGCUGGUCUCUAAGUCAAUACACUUCUAAACCAGAGCUCAUAAGUGAAUAAUUCUGGAGCUCAGUUCUAUGCAGUUGUACUGAUGUUUCAUUAAGUCACUGUGUAUUUUUAAGUGUUGGUACAUUAAAAGUUGCUUUAUGGAAGAUGAGUAAAUUUUUUAAAUAUCUGGAAAUAUUAUUUCCUCAUUAACUUCUACAGAUCAGGGCAUGCAACCAAAAGCAUCUUAAAUGAAGCACUCUAAAAAUAUUAAAUAUCAGGAAGUUAUUUUUAGAUUUCUUCUGGCUUAUGUUUCUAUUUUAGGAGCCUCGUUAUUUUUCUCUUAUUCAAAAAUAUUUUAUUUCCUGAACCUCUUAUGGACUGCAGGGUCAAUUAUUUGGGCAUAAAUAAUUUAACAUAAGCAAAAGUAUAAUUUUUCUUUUAUUUUGAUUAUCUCAAGUAGUAACACUUUAUUAGCCAAUUUAUUUUCAUAUUGCACAAAUUUUUAAAUGUACAUUGCUUUUUGAGAAGAAAGUGGUAGCAUUACUCAUAAUGAAAAGGUUACUACUGAACAGAUUCACAUUUCAGGAACAUUGCUAACUUCUAUUUAAAUUUUACCCUUGGUGUUAAAUCAUUUAAAGAUAUUUCAAUCUAAAAGUCAUACUAGUAUUAAUAUCAGGUGAAAAAUUAAAGUUUUAAAAACGGUUUCAUUCUGUGCAAUAUGCAUUCAGAUUUUACUUUGAAAUACAUCUGGUACUGUAAAGAACCUGAAGUGAUUCACUUAAAUGGUCAUUAAUCUAGUAUUCUUUACCCUGACUUUUGGAUAUUAAAGUUCCUUUAUGUUUUCUAUA